CUGCACAGCGAGUGGAGCCACUAGCUCAGUGCAUUCACUGCCCUUUGCAAUUCAUUUUUAAACUCCAAGUAAAUAUCGCAGAAAACCUAUCAUGAAGCUGGUAACUGUGUUUUUGCUGGUGACCCUCAGCAUCUGCAGUUACUCUGCCACCGCUUUCCUUGCCAACAGUUUGCCAGAAGCUGUCAACAAUGCCUUACCUUUACCUGUGGACAACCUUCUCCCCUUUUUGGAUCCGUUAAAGCUUCUUCUGAAAACUCUGGGCAUUUCUGUUGAGCACCUUGUAGAAGGGCUAAAAAAGUGUGUGAAUGAGCUGGGACCAGGCGCCUCUGAGGCAGUGAAGAAACUUCUGGAGGCCCUGUCGCAUUUGGUGUGAUGGCAGCACUAAGCUCUGAUGGAGGAGAAGGGGAAGGUCCUCCCCUUCUUGCGGGCUGGAACUCAUUCCGGCCUAAGAUGUGGUGACCCCUGAAAACAAUGAAUAAAGCAAUGCAUAGAUUUCA
Molecule: messenger RNA, 497 nt
Organism: Felis catus (domestic cat)
Lineage: Eukaryota; Metazoa; Chordata; Mammalia; Carnivora; Felidae
Gene: SCGB3A2
Product: secretoglobin family 3A member 2
Exons: 3
Coding region: 92-373 (93 amino acids)
Source: RefSeq, a predicted model, not a curated record